Messenger RNA from Cynara cardunculus var. scolymus (artichoke), 2252 nucleotides. RefSeq names its product transmembrane 9 superfamily member 3-like. Gene Ontology annotation, biological process: protein localization to membrane. The record is from RefSeq and is a predicted model, not a curated record. Gene Ontology annotation, cellular component: membrane. NCBI's taxonomy places the organism in Eukaryota, Viridiplantae, Streptophyta, Magnoliopsida, Asterales, Asteraceae. Bases 66 to 1847 code for a protein of 593 amino acids. The transcript is spliced from 9 exons.
UUCCAAGCAGUGAAGACCUUUUCCAUCACGGCAACCUGCUCGCUAAUCGCAAAAGACUAACAGGGAUGGUUGGAUCACCAAAACCCCUUUUUAUAACUCUUCUAUUCGUCUACCUUGGAAGCCAAGUAGAAUCAGAUGCCUCUGAUCAUCGCUACCAUGAUGGAGAUACGGUCCCCUUCUAUGCCAAUAAAGUUGGCCCAUACAGAAAUCCCUGGGAAACAUAUGCUUAUUUUGACCUUCCAUUUUGUUCUGCGGAUAAUGUCAAAGAGAAGAAGCUUAAUCUAGGUGAGAUGUUGAAUGGAGAUCGUCUUGUUUCAACUCCAUAUAAGCUUGAAUUCCGUGUGAAUAAAGAUUCUGAAGUAUUAUGCAAGAAGACACUGAGCAAAACAGACGUUUCUCAGUUCAGAAGUGUUAUAGCAAAGGAUUACUAUAUGCAAUUGUACUAUGAUGACUUGCCAAUUUGGGCUUUCAUUGGACACGUUGAAAGAGAUUAUUCAGAUGAAAGGAAGAGCAAAUAUUUCCUAUACAAACAUUUUGAUUUUGAAGUUCUUUAUAAUAAGGAACAUGUUAUUGAGGUCAAUCUUCGAGUAGACCAAAAUUACUUGGCAGACGUGACAGAGGACAAGGAUAUUGAUGUGGACUUCACAUACUCCGUUAAGUGGUUGGUGACACAAUAUUUGUUUGAAGAGAGAAUGGGCAAAUACAUAGGUUCUUCCAUUUUACCACACCACAUGUCUAUCCAUCACCACUCGAUUACAAACUCAUCUGUCACGCUCCUCAUUCUGAGCAUCUGCCUGAUGACUUUUUAUGUGCUAGUCCUUCGCAAAGACAUUUCCAAGUUUUCACAGGAUGUGGAAGGGGAUCAAGUGGCUGACAACCUAGACGAGACUGGAUGGAAGAACAUCCAUGGUGAUAUAUUUAGAUUCCCACAGCAUAAGUCCUUAUUUGCCGCGGCUCUUGGUUCUGGUACACAUUUGCUUCUACUCAUCAUAUCAAUUCUUGUUAUGGGCCUCCUGGGUGUUUUUCAGCCCUAUCAUAGAGGAGUAUUCUUGAAUGCACUUGUCAUUACGUAUGCAGUUACAUCUGUUGUCUCAGGAUAUACAUCUGUUUCUUUCUACUGUCAACUCGAAGGAACCAGCUGGAUGAAGAACCUACUGCUGAUAGGAGGAUUAUAUUUUGGGCCUCUUUUUCUUACAUUUUGCUUCCUAAACAGUGUUGCCAUUUUUUAUGGAACAACUGCUGCAUUACCAAUUGGAGGAAUAGUCAUUUUAUCUCUUUUGUGGAUAUUCUUAGCAUCACCAUUGCUUCUUUUAGGAGGGAUUGUUGGGAAAAACAGAGCAUCUGAUUUCGAAGCUCCAUGUAGAACCAGCAAAUGUCCUAGAGAGGUUCCUCAGCUGCGUUGGUACAGGGGUGUUCUACCUCAGAUGGCUUUGGCAGGAAUUUUGCCUUUCAGUGUUAUCUAUAUUCAGCUUCACUACAUAUUUGCAACUGUUUGGGGCCACCGCGUUUACACACUUUACAGUAUUCUGUCCGUAGUCUUUGUUCUUCUUCUGAUCAUAACUGCUUUAGUGUCUGUGGCGCUGACAUACUUCCAGCUUGCUGUUGAAGAUCAUGAAUGGUGGUGGAGGUCAUUUUUCUGUGGUGGCUCUACCGGAUUGUUUGUAUAUGGUUAUUGUAUCUAUCAUUAUUUCUUGAGAUCAGACAUGACUGGUUUCAUGCAAACCUCCUUCUUCUUCGGCUAUAUGGCUUGUGUCUGCUACGGCAUAUUUCUGGUACUUGGAAGUGUGGGUUUCCGUGCCUCAUUGCUCUUUGUUCGUUACCUAUAUGCGGCCAUAAAAUGCGACUAGCAGCAGUGAGAGCCUCAAUUCAAAGCUGAUGAAAAAAUGGAAGUAUUUGUGGAUCAAUUGUUCAGGAGUCAUUUCUGAUGGCAUGAAGUCGAUUUGAUGUUCAAAAUCUUCAACAAGUCUCUUGGAAGGUUUUUGUUUCAACAACUUGGCAUGAUUUCACUUGGAGUACUAUUCAUAUUAAUCAGAGUUUGGUCCAUCCAUUUUCAAGGGUAUAUUCAGUUCCAUUCCAUUGUUACCUAAAUGUAUAAUUCUUAACCUUUUGUUGGAAAUUAAGGAUAAUUUCCUAAGGAUGCUUUAAGAUCUUUAGCUCCAGAAUUGGAUCAUUUUCUUGUAACUGAGAAGACUUUCCGGAUUAAUAGUACAUAACCCAUAUAAAUUCAAAUACAAACACAUAUAUUGCAAAUC